UUUUUUUUUUUCUUUUCUUACCUUUUUUUCUAAAAACCACAUUUUAUAUAUCAUGGUCAGUAAAAUUGUUGUAAAGAACCCUGUUGUUGAUUUGGACGGUGAUGAAAUGACUCGUAUCAUCUGGCAAUUCAUCAAGGACAAACUCAUUCUUCCUUACUUGGAGCUUGACAUCAAGUAUUAUGAUUUAUCUGUGGAAAACCGUGAUGCUACAAAUGACCAAGUGACUAUUGAUGCCGCUGAAGCUAUUAAGAAAUACAAUGUUGGUAUCAAGUGUGCCACCAUCACUCCUGAUGAAGCCCGUGUUGAAGAAUUCAAGCUCAAGAAGAUGUGGAAGUCUCCCAAUGGUACUCUUCGUAAUAUUUUGAAUGGUACUGUUUUCCGUGAACCUAUUAUCUUGAAGACACUUCCUCGUCUUGUUCCUGGUUGGACAGGUCCUAUCAUCAUUGGUCGUCAUGCUUUUGGUGAUCAGUAUCGUGCCACUGAUUUUGUUGCUCCUGGUCCUGGCAAAUUUGAAUUGAUUUAUACCCCUACUGAUGGCUCAGAACCCAAGAAAUAUGAAGUUUUCAACUUUGAAAAGUCUGGUGGUGUUGGUUUAGCCAUGUACAAUACUGAUGAAUCCAUUGAAGGUUUUGCACAUGCUUGUUUCCGUCUCGCUAUUGAACGUAAAUUCCCUCUUUACUUGUCUACCAAGAAUACUAUUCUCAAGGCUUACGAUGGUCGCUUCAAAGAUAUCUUUGAAGAAAUCUAUCAAUCUCAAUACAAAUCCGAAUUUGAAUCCUUGGGUAUUUGGUAUGAACAUCGUUUGAUUGAUGAUAUGGUUGCUCAAGCUUUGAAAUCAAAUGGUCACUUUAUUUGGGCUUGUAAGAACUACGAUGGUGAUGUUCAAUCUGAUAUUAUUGCUCAAGGUUAUGGUUCUCUUGGUUUGAUGACUUCUGUUCUUUAUACUCCUGACGGUAAGACUUGUGAAGCUGAAGCUGCUCAUGGUACCGUCACUCGUCAUUAUCGUGAACAUCAAAAGGGUAAUGCUACUUCCACCAAUCCUAUUGCCAGUAUCUUUGCUUGGACUCGUGGUUUGGCCCAUCGUGCCAAGCUUGACAAUCAUCCUGAAUUGGCUCAAUUCACUGAAGAUCUUGAACGUGCUUGUAUUGAAACCAUUGAAGUGGAUAAUAAAAUGACCAAGGAUUUGGCAUUGAUUAUUCAUGGAAAGAACAUGACCCGUGAACACUACUCUACCACUGAAGAAUUCUUACAACAAAUUGCUGACAAAUUAUCUUCAAUCCGCGCUCGUUCCUCUUUGUAAAUUUAUAGUUAGUUUUAUCGUUAAUUAAUUAGUUAGUUUUAUAUAUAUAUAUAUACAAUGGAUGCUUUGGGAAUAGAUAGAGAUACUUCACAUUAUUCUUGGUCAUUCUUGGUAGUCUUUUACAUGUUUAUAUUAAUAAAACCGAUGAUUUUUGGAAAUAUA
This is a messenger RNA of Halteromyces radiatus, 1462 nucleotides long. RefSeq names its product isocitrate dehydrogenase [NADP]. Gene Ontology annotation, molecular function: NAD binding; isocitrate dehydrogenase (NADP+) activity; magnesium ion binding. The record is from RefSeq and is a predicted model, not a curated record. Gene Ontology annotation, cellular component: mitochondrion. The transcript is spliced from 6 exons. Gene Ontology annotation, biological process: isocitrate metabolic process. The coding region runs from base 53 to 1300 and encodes 415 amino acids. NCBI's taxonomy places the organism in Eukaryota, Fungi, Mucoromycota, Mucoromycetes, Mucorales, Cunninghamellaceae.